Messenger RNA from Aspergillus welwitschiae, 1909 nucleotides. RefSeq lists its product as uncharacterized. The transcript has 3 exons. The record is from RefSeq and is a predicted model, not a curated record. The coding region runs from base 581 to 1210 and encodes 209 amino acids. Lineage: Eukaryota; Fungi; Ascomycota; Eurotiomycetes; Eurotiales; Aspergillaceae.
GCUUACCUCAAUAUGUAAGUACAUUAGCAAUGCCACUACCCGAAGCACGAGUGAUCCUUCGCAAUGUUGGAUCAUAAUUCAUGUAGGUAAGCUUGUUGGCAACAUGAUUCAUGUAUGCUGGGCGAGAGUUGCCUACUCUAUGUUCAGAUAUUCAUGGUGAACCGCUACUAUUGGGAUACUCCUUCGCCCUGCAUGAAAAUUUAUUCUAAUGGAUCUGCCUCCGGAAAUCAUUGGCGCUGUACAUCUUGAUAGUGGAAAGAACUAUGAAAGAACAUGGAAGAUCGUAGGAACAUUGGAGCGUUGGAAACACUCCCGCGCUUUUCGAGAAAGAUGUCGCAACUACUCGGGAAGACGCUUACUAGUAUGCCAGAAGCGCCGAAUGAAAGCGAGAGAUACAUUAUUGCUCAAUGUCACAGUGGCUUGGAUGCACCUGAAGCGAGUGCUCAUCCAUUGGUGUCAGAUGUGGUCAUUGGCGGGGCUCAAAUAUGUUCAAAAAGCUGGAAAGUAGCAUGCGGAAGGAGCACUCUUGUAUGAGAGGAGACGAUCGCUUAGCGUCAUACCUCGAAACUGAAAUAAGGAAAUGCGGCUCGAAUGGCCUGCCCUCCCCGACGGAAACUUCUUAUACGGAAGGUAUCGGAUCCGAAUUGAUGGGAUGCGCCGAUCGUCAAAACGUCAAAAUCUGCCAGGAUCUCUCUGCAUCGGAAGUGGUGACUCGGUGGUUCUGUCUCGAGAUGCUAUUCGACGUUGGCGAUCAGGAAAAGUCUCUCAUCUGAAACAGCCCAUGAAAGAUCUCUCAGAGACUGGGGCUUUCACAUUGAUCGAAAGCGACGCACAAGACAUCGCAUAUCGGAUAAGAUUGCAGAGAUACUACAUCAUGGCUCUCUACCAUAAGCGUAGCAGAGCCUCUGCACCGUCUACAAGUGGAUUUCUCGCCAUGAACAACAAUGAGGACUGCGAUAACAGAAAACCUGGAAAUUCUCUGUACAAAUCGGAGGCUGAUAUGGCCAAAAGCAUAUUGAAAGGAAUUGCGCCAGGUUUUGAGUCAGAAUCUCCGGUAUACCAACACAAAUUUGAUCACAUCAAGUCACGUCGGAUUCGCGGCAAGGGGUAUCCCACAUUGUUCACCUACUUCGGUCCAGGAAUACUUGCUUUGAUACCCUCCACGGAUCAACCCGGUCAGAACCGGAUAGGCUUAUCCGAAAACGGGUAAGUGAAGCAAGGAAUAACGGUAGCAUGUCUUAUUAAUAGGAGAGUGGUGAGAUUUUCAGUCAUCCAAAAGAUCUCUGCAAUCUUAAGAAGCGUGUUUGGUCCAUCGCCAUGCCUCCCUCCUCCUCUGGUAUUCUUCGCUCCGGAGUUCUGGCUAUGCGCAGGCAUGAAAAGGAAUAACAAUGCAGGAACCGUAGAGAUAACAUAAUUUUGAGCAUCGUUUACAAUAACUCAGGCUUGAGGUUCGAGCGCCCUCGUCUGCUAUUAGCAGACUUUUUUUCGUUACGUGAUAGAAAAAAUGCGUACAACCCGACUAACAACUAUGCCUUCCCGUCGCUAACAAGACUUCGUGUCUUCUAAGGGCUUCAUGAGCGGUGGUAUCCGCUUUAUACAUCACCAUGAUUGCUGUGGAAGAGGGCGCGCACCAAUUUUUCACCAAAAGCUUAGGAAAUGUGUUGAACGUGUGAUUUGACUUGGCAACGGAGGAUAAAACUCAUUCCUUUAUUUUUGGGCAGAUGGACUAGUCUUCCCAUAGAUAACAAUAGCUAUUAAUCGAUCAUAAGCUGAUUCCGGAAUAGGAAAUUAAGCAUCCAAGUCUUCCUAACCACUCGAAUAGGGAUAGCGUGGUACGGCAGCCUUGCAGGUGAAACUACUGGCUCUCGAGAACGAAAACCCUCCGAUAGCAAAUGCGGCCAGCGAGAGC